UAGUACAGGUUGGAAGACACGGUGAAGUGAAGUAAAAAGCUUGUUCUGAAUUUCGCCAAAAAUCAUGUCUUCCAUUACCUAGUUUAUUUACAGCUAGGCUCAAAUUCCAUCCCCAGUGAAGAUAUGGAUGAACCAUCGAGGUAGUAUAAAAUGCCAUUUUGAUGGCAAAACAGGAUGGAUCAUAAUAAGUCGCCGGCAUGACGGAGUUUCCGACUCUGUGUGUGCUCAACUACGACCGGGAUGGAGCAGAGCAGCAGCGGUCGACCGCCGUGGGGCUACGGUUGCCAAGACCGCGUAAGCCGCGGCCGAGAUCGCGCACCCAUCCUCCUCGGGAGCUGGAGAGGGACGGGGCCGCGGCGGAAGCAAGGGAUCGUGAAGGGCUGGAGUUUUUAGCCAGGGGUGUGCAAGGGAGUGGAGAGUACGGGGCAAAGACUCAACUUAAUACAACUCCAUACCGUUACGGCUCUUCCAAAAGUUCCAGCCUUCAAGCCUCAAGGGACGACAACCAGUUGAACCCCAAGCAUUCCCACAGCUCCUACACCACCCCUGAGCUUCCCCAAUGCAUUCACAAUGGGCACCAUCGUAGUCUCUCGGAGCCGCCGCCUCGUGCCAGUGAGCGCGCUCACACAGCACCGACCUCGGCCUUCUCCUUGCCCGUGCUGCGACAAGGGGGAGCCGGGGACACCAGCCUGACGGUGAAUGCUGAGCUGUUGCAGGAUCCCAAAUGGAACGAGUACCUGAGCGCCUGGGUGUCGGGGGCACAGGUGGGAUCGCACGCCUUUGUGAGUUUCGUUGGAGCCAUGUCACUGAAAGACAGAGGACGGUACCAUUACAUGCGGCAAUUUGAGGAACUACCAGCCCUGCCCUGCCCCCGGUUCUUUGAGCACAUGCAUCGAAUACCGGCUCCCAAAUCCCUGUGGAAAGACAAGAAGAAGGACCUGAAGAAACCGGAAUUCUGGACUUGGAAAGGAAGGACAUCGCCCAAGAUUCCCAAACCCAGACCAGUUAGGAAAAGAGUUCAAGUGUGCAAUAGCCUACAAGCGGUCCAGAUAACACCGCCCUCUACUGUCCAGUGUCUGACAGUUGACAUUCCAACUUGCAGUCAGGACUCAGAGGGGAGUCUGGCGACCACUCCGACCUCUGACCUUUGCACUCUGUCUGACCCCACAUCCUCUGUGGGGGCGCCCUCUCCGGUCAGAACACCAGAGGAAGAGAAAACGGUACGCUGGCAAGUAGAAAAACCUCCCGAGCAACUUGCUUUGCCAGAAAUUGAGGAAUACAGUGAACCGAGUGACUAUGGCUCAAUAAGAUCGGGAAUGUCAAGUCCAGUCAGUGUAGGAUCCCAGCACACAGUGACCAGUGGCAUCGAGUCUCUGGAUACAGAGCCUGCCUUUGGCCAGUCUCACAGAAGAUUUCCACUCAAGCUACACAAGUUGGAAAAUCCCCCCAGGCCCCCGACGGCCGUGGACUGGGAUAAGCACAGCUACCUUGCCGGCUUUGAUGACAACGACAGUGAAAGUGAAGAAGAGGGAGACGAUGCUGACAGAAACCAUGGAAAUGAAAACGCAGAGGGCGCACCGAAUGUUAAUCAGAAGGACGUAACUAUGGGGCCGUUGGAGACGAGUAAAGUGGACCAGUCUAGCUACAUGUACAAUGAUCACAUUGCAGCACUGGAGCCUGUUGUUUAUGAGAGUUACUUGCCAUUGGACGAUCCCUUGGAAAUGAUGCGGUCACUGACGGUGCCUGGAUGUCAGCAGUCGGUGGUUGAGCCCUAUCCACUAGAGGAACCGUUACAGCCCGACGUCGCCGGUCUGGAUCGAAACGUCAUCCAGCGGUCAUCCAUCUUGACCAGGCCUGAACUGCCCAGUCCCCCGCCUCCUCCUCCCCCGAAAGAGCCCACUCCCCCUCCAACCCCACCACCGCCGCCCAAAGAGCCCACCCCACCACCUAAAACACCCACCCCACCCCCAAUCGAGAAACCCAAGAAGAAACCCUCCAAGCCCAAGCGACCCCCGAAGAAGGAAAAGGUCAAAGUCGUCAAGGCGGUGAAAGCACCAGUGAAACAACCCACGCCAACACCCAAGCCACAACCCAUGAUAGCUCCGCCCACGAGCCCAACACCCCCACCCCCUCCAGAACCGGAACCGGUGAAAAUCCCGACCCCAGAGCCCCCAAAACCCCAGAAGGUCAUCGAGCUGCCUCCUCUACCGCCUGUAGCAGAUCCUGAACCAGAAGUGGCAUCUGAAGUCAACGAAAGUGUCAACUCAAACUCACCAGAGCCUGAUGAUUUGGCUGACGAGCCCUCCGAGGCGUCCCCAGCCACCAGUCCCACCCCCGGCACACCGCCCCCUCCCCCUCUACCCAGCUCCCCUGCCGAGAGGGACAUGUCCUUCGCCCAGGAGCUGGAGCGGCAACGCCUGGCCGAAGAGCGCCACCGCAAGGCCAUGCUGAUGUACGACAAGCUGAGGGCCAAGCAACCCAUACCCACAGCUAGAAUGGAAGAGGCCGACAACAUGAAAGAAUACGGCUGGCUUGCCCAGUUCUGCAUUUUAAAACCAGAGAAGUUGAGGAUGUAUCAUAUGGCCUUUGACACGGUUGACGAGAACCACAAGGGGUGGCUGUCCUGCUUCGAUACUCUGAUUGCCCUGAAGGGAAUCACCGGUACCCAGAACCUGACAGAGAAAGAGGAAGAGUAUAUCUGCAGGAUUCUGGAGAUUGCUGAUUACAAUAUUUUGGAGGGGUCUGAUUUCCGUAUAUUCUCCGUCAUGGCAGGCCUAUCUCAAAAGCUUGCCUCUAUUGAUGCAUGGGUUCGCAAUCUCAUCCAGAAAAUUGACCUUCAGACGUUGGAUUGGAAGAUGUAUCGUGGCAAGGAGCUGUUUGAGUGGUGCAUGGACGAGUCCACCAAUCGUCUGUCCGUCUCGCGCCUGCUGAUCGAGCUGCGGGCGGGUGGCGUCAGCGACCUGCACCUUGAUGAAGUCCGAGACAAAUUUGGGGAAGACGGGACACUAGACCUGAUUGACUUCCUGACCUAUCUGCCCCUGUUUAUCAUGACGCACAAGUCUGUUGUGUGUAACCCACUGUGCGACGUCAGGGACAAGUGAUGUGUGGAGGGCUGAAGUACCCGUGGAGACGGUGCACAAGUAUGAGCUCCGUGCGCCACCGAAAGAGGGCGCCCUUUUACCUAGCGACAACGUCCCAUGGGCGGGACAUUUCGCUGGUUGACGCGUACCAUUCCUUGUGCACGUACACCAGGGGAUUUGUACUAUGUACAGGCAGUAGCCGCGCUUCGCAGAAAAUGAAUUGCAGUCAUGCAAGAUGGCGUCGGUCGGUCACCCCCAACUGUACUUCCUUUGCCGGUGAGGGGGUGCUUGUGAACGGAGCGGAUACUCCUUCAACCGUAACAAAGGGAAAGUUUGGGGAGACCACUGGAAGCAACCUCGUCCCCAGGGUGUCGAGCAGUACACGCCCACCACUACCUGCUCUAGCUCUCACCCUGGUAUUGGAUCAUUUGCAUGUGCAAGAUUUUUGAACACGUAUGCAAAUGAGGAAUAGUCUGGUCCCUGCAUUUGCGUUACAUUAGCAUUUGUUUUUGCAUACUGUGUCUGUAAAACAGCAUCAA
Molecule: messenger RNA, 3619 nt
Organism: Patiria miniata (bat star)
Lineage: Eukaryota; Metazoa; Echinodermata; Asteroidea; Valvatida; Asterinidae
Product: titin-like
Exons: 21
Coding region: 198-3101 (967 amino acids)
Source: RefSeq, a predicted model, not a curated record